Planococcus citri (citrus mealybug) is the source of this 2440-nucleotide messenger RNA. Its product is annotated as protein yellow-like. Bases 490 to 2259 code for a protein of 589 amino acids. The record is from RefSeq and is a predicted model, not a curated record. NCBI's taxonomy places the organism in Eukaryota, Metazoa, Arthropoda, Insecta, Hemiptera, Pseudococcidae. Gene Ontology annotation, cellular component: extracellular region. The transcript has 3 exons.
AAAUAACUAUGUAAUUGUGAUUUGUAGCGUGGUUUCGCAGUCAUAGACAUAGCCACACAGCCACAGUUGCGACCGUAUCGUACGCAAUUGUACUCGCAGUACGUAUAAUAAUUCAUCAAGUACAUAGUAGCCUAGCUCGCCUCGUGCACGUUUCUAUCCUAUUAAAUCGCGUUUAACGCGCGCAAAUUAAUAUUUAAAUUAAUUUUCGUCAUUUUUUUUUUCUUUUUUUUUUUUUUUCGUUGAUAAUUGUUACGAGUUAACGCAAUCCCGGUAUAAGAGUGGUGAUUUUACGAGGUGAUGGUGUUGUGUCGUUGAAGUACGGUCGAGGAAACUGGUGCGUCAUCUUACGAGUAUAGGUGAUUCGAAUAUGAGUGCGAAUAGUGCGAUUGAAAUUCGGCGAAGUUCGGAUUGGUAAAAUGUUUCGUGGCUGGAGAAUUUCAUUAGAUACGCGUAACAAUUCAACGCAACCAGUACGAAUGGAAUUAGAGGAUGAAGUCUUUGAUGGGACAUUCUUUAGCAUGGCCAGCGGAUUACAAUUGGUAUCCAGUUACGGAAAUCUCGAACUUUCCACGACAGCACGUCACCAAUGUCAGUGUAUUCUAUCCGUGGUUCCUAUCGAUGUGGUCAAUGGCGACAGCAUCCACCAGCACGACACCUCCGCCAUCAUCGCUGACCAUCCACUCUGCUGAAAAUACUGACACGACGCCUCGAAGAUUCCAAACAAUGGCAAAACCAGGCCCUACAAACAGAUGGAUCGCCGACUCGGAAGACUCUCCAACACGUCAACGUACCAGACCGCUCGCAUCCUCUUUUCCUUCAACUUUCGAAGAAGUAGUAUCUUGGAAACAGAUCGAUAUCGAGUACCCUACGAAGAAAGCUCGAGACGCAGCCAUCAAGUCGGGCCGGUUCGUAGCCGAGAACAAUUUACCUUUAGGGUUGCACGUGUUCAGGUCGAAGAUUUUCGUCACCUUGCCCAAAUGGAAGGAAGGUGUACCGGUAACGUUGGGUUUCGUGGGUCGAGGUCAAGGUCGUUCGCCGGCCAUAAAACCGUAUCCGGAUUGGUCUUGGCAUGGGCAAUCUUGCGACGGUCUAACUUCGGUGUUUCGAAUAGACGUGGAUGUCUGCAAUCGGCUGUGGGUGCUGGAUUCGGGCGUAGUUGACGCCGAGAACACCGUUCGACAAAUGUGUCCGCCGCAAAUCUUCAUCUUUGAUCUAGAGACCGAUAAGCUGCUGCAUAGGUACACGUUGCCUCGAGAUCAGUCGCCGGAUUCGUCCUUACUUUCGAAUAUAGUGGUGGAAGUGUUACCAAAUACCCAUAACAAUAAUGAUGGCGACGGUGGACGGCAUUACCGCGACACCGACACCGACACCGAUAGCCAUAGCCAUGGUCAUAGCCAUAGCCAUACGCGUAGCCAUACUCGUAGUUAUAGUACAAAUAGUGAUAGCGAUAGUACUAGUAAUUUUAAUCACCUUCCUCCUCGCCCCGCCAAGUCGCAGCACCAGCGUUACAAUGCGAAUCGCGUUAACGGAUACGACUGCGUCGACGCUUACGCGUAUUUAGGCGACGUUUUUCGAUACGGAUUAAUCGUCUACAGUUAUAAAACCAAUCGAUCGUGGAGAGUUACCCAUUCUUAUUUCUAUCCAGAUCCGCUGGCCUCCGAUUACGUACUAGACGGUAUCGAAUUUCAAUGGGUAGACGGUCUCUUUGGUAUGGCUUUAUCGCCUCUCGACUCCAGAGCCCAAAGACUCUUGUACUUCCAUCCCUUAUCCAGCUACCGAGAGUUCGCCGUCCCUACCCACGUGCUACGCAACGAAACCUUAGGUUUCGCCAUGACUAAAUUUUUCCGCAUCGUAGGCAAACCACGAGGAGAAUCUGUAUCGCACAGCACCGGAAGCGGUAUGUCCAACAACGGUAUCCUGUUCUACAAUUUGCUAACCAAAGCAGCGGUCGCUUGCUGGAAUUCGGAUCUGCCUUAUGAUCCGUCUACGCAACACGUACUGUAUCAAGAUAACGUCACUAUGUCUUUUCCUAAUGAUUUGAGAGUCGAUUUGGAGCCGGAGCAGUCGGUUUGGGUGCUGAGUAACAGGCUGCAUAGGUUUUUGUACGAUAGACUAGAUCCGAACGAUGUUAAUUUCAGAAUAUUAUCGGCUCCGGUGAAUGGAGUGGUCCGUGGGACUGUUUGUGAUCAAGGUGCGGUGUAUCCUGGUGAUGAGUAUAAGAGCCAAGAGUCGAGUUCGAGGUAUCGAGAUCCGUGGUAAAUGUAUGAAUAGGUAUUCCGAUGGUGUUGGCGUCUAAACUUAUUCCAGAAUUUCCUAUAUAUAUACUAUGGAUUAUCAUCUCAGCGAUAAAUUAGUCAAAUUUCAACUGUUAUUAUUCGUUUGUAAUGUGAAUGAAAAAAAAGAGUCCGUUAAAAAUACAUUAUCAUGUCCAUUUUUUUAA